Suricata suricatta (meerkat) is the source of this 4356-nucleotide messenger RNA. It is a transcript of the gene STKLD1, whose product is annotated as serine/threonine kinase like domain containing 1. Gene Ontology annotation, biological process: protein phosphorylation. The transcript is spliced from 19 exons. The coding region runs from base 98 to 2662 and encodes 854 amino acids. Lineage: Eukaryota; Metazoa; Chordata; Mammalia; Carnivora; Herpestidae. The record is from RefSeq and is a predicted model, not a curated record. Gene Ontology annotation, molecular function: ATP binding; protein serine/threonine kinase activity.
AUGCUCAGUUGAGGGUCCGCGCUUGGGCGCGGGCUAGGGGCGCGCCUCGAGCGCCCUGCCAACGGACAGGACGCGGGGAACCUGCCCUGGGGACACUAUGGAGAAGUACCAGAUUCUGGCCCAGCUGAGUCCUGGGGCCUUGGGGGCGAACCUGGUGGUGGAGAAAACCGAAAACAAAGUAAAGUAUGUGAUAAAGCAGGUAGAAUGUAUUGACGAGCAUCAUGCCAACGAGGCCUUGGAGGAGCUGAGGCCGCUGUUGGAGCUCCGGCACGCCCACAUCUCCGCCUACCAGGAGCUGUUCGUCACCUGGGACAGCAAGAUCUCCUCUCUGUUCCUCUGCCUGGUGAUGGAGUACAACGAUGGAAGCUUCCAGAAGGUCAUUGACAAGAAGAGGGAGACAAAGACGAUCAUCGAUUCUGAGUGGAUGCAGAGCAUGCUGGGCCAGGUGCUGGACGCUCUGGAGCACCUGCACCACUUGGACAUCAUCCACAGGAAUCUCAAGCCCUCCAACAUAGCCCUCGUCAGCAGCAACCACUGCAAACUGCAGGACCUGAGCUGCGAAGCGCUGAUGACAGACAGAGCCAAGUGGAACAUCCGGGUGGAGGAAGACUCUUGUCAGAAGUCCUGGAUGGCCCCCGAAGCCCUCCAGUUCUCCUUCAGCCGGAAGUCGGACGUCUGGUCCCUGGGCUGCAUCAUCCUAGACAUGGCCAGCUGCUCCUUCACAGACAGAACAGAAGCCAUGCUUCUGAGAAAGUCCCUCCGGACCCUCCCGAAUGGCCUCAGGGGCGUCCUGAAGACCAUGGGGGAGAAGAGGGUCCCCCACGCGCACAUCUUGGGUUCCCUUCUGCCUCUGAUGCUGCAGAUCAACCCCCUGGAGCGGAUAACAGUCAGGGACGUGAUCCAGAUCACCUUGGCGGACAGCAGCGUCCGGGCUGCCAGCAUCGCUCUGUCGCUGCACCAGCCCGCGGUGCCUGACUUCAUCACCGACCUGCUGCUGGAGGGCAGUAUGGCCAACAUCAUAGAGGUCAUGCAGCAAUUCUCCAGCAGCCCCGAAGUCCAGCUCAAAGCCAUGAAGAGGCUCCUGAAAAUGCCCGAAGACCAGCUAGGCCUGCUGUGGCCCCCAGCACUGGUGGAGGUGCUGGCCGCCAUCAUGAAGCAACACGAGAGGGUCCUGGACAUCCAGCUGCACGCCUGCUCCCUGCUGCUGCGCAGCCUGGGCCGAGCACUGGCACAGGACCCAACGGCCGAGGUGCCGCGUGACAGCUCCGUCACCUCGGUCCUGCUGAGCGGCCUGCAGACUCACCCCGAGUCGGAGCAGCUCCUGGUCACGGCCUACUGCGUGCUCACCAUCAUCUCCAGCCAGGGGUCGGCCUCGGAGGAGCUGCGGAAGGCUGGGCUGUUGGAGCACAUCCUGGAGCGCCUGAGAACCUUCCUCACCAACAGGGACGUCUGCAUCCGCGGCCUGAGCCUGCUCUGGGCCCUGCUGGUGGACGCGUCGGCUCUGGUGUCCUUGGUGGGAGCAGGGGGCACGGGGUCACGCAUACAGCAGGCUCUCCUGCAGCCACUCAAGGGCGAGGUGUCCCUCCUCCAUCCUGUCCCGGCCCCAGACGUUGUGAACAAGAGCCCCUUGGAGAAGGCCCCGGCCCUCAUCGCUGAGGUGCUGGCCGCCUACCCCACGGACGCAGAGAUGGCUGAGGCCGGCUGUGCCGUCUUCUGGCUGCUGUCCCUGCAAGGCUGCAUAAAGGAGCACCAGUUUGCAGACGUGGUGACACUGGUCCUACAAAGCAUCCGGCUGUUCCCGGACAGAACCCUACUGGUGAACAAUGCCUACCGGGGGCUGGCCAGCCUGGUGAAGGGGUCCGAGCUGGCAGCCUUGCAGGUGGCAAUGCCAGAGGAGGGCAGCGGCAGCCUCGGCCUCAUCCAAGAGACGUACCAGCUGUACAAGGAUGACCCGGAGGUGGUGGAGAACGCCUGCAUGCUGCUGGCACACCUCGCGUCCUACGACGAGAUCCUGCCGGAGCUGCGGGCCAGUGGCGUCCAGCCCCUGGCCCAGGAGAUCAAGGAGCGCUUCCCCUCCAGCCUGGUCUUGGAGGGGGAUGUCCACCUCACUCACGCCGGAGUCCUGGGCACAGUGCGGAGGCCUGGCGGGGCCCUGGGGGCUCGAUCCUGCAGGCCCCACCCAGACGUCCACCCCGGAGCCACCAGCAUGGCCCUUGUGGAGAGGGCGGCGCUUCCAGACCACUGUGAACGAGGGAAAGCGUACCCUCCACACGCUCCGGCUCCAGUAAAAGCCUGCCUGUGUUACCUCUUCUCGGCGGGUCUGGGUCUUCCUUGCGCCGCGUCAGCUGGCUUGGUAAAGACGGGGCUUUAUGCACCGAGUGCGGCCGGCUGCUCCAGACUCUUCUCAGACCCUCACCCCUGGGAUCCCCCACAGCUGGGGACUGGCACAUCUGUCCUGACGGGGAGGGGCAUCCGCCUCUGGGGGGGACCGCGGUCACCAAGCUCAGACGAGCUGAGCCUCACUCGCCAUACUGUGGGCCCCACCCUCAAGCUGAAACCUGGCGGGUGUAUAUAUGGGGUGGAGGAGGAACGGCACCCUCAGAAAAUCUGCCCAAGUCCAAGGGCGGCCGCGCCGAGCCCAGAAGUGGGGCUGGGUCCGUGACCUGUGACCCGAGGCACAGCAGGGGUCUGGCCUCCUCCCAGGAAGCCACCACAAACCCAGUGGACACUGGGUGCCUCCAGCCCCUGGAACCAGCGAAUCCAGCACACCGUGGGGACAGCACGCGGCAGGCAGCCCCGACUUGCCACCAGUCCCCAGGACAGACCCCCGCGGGGGCGUCAGGUCCCGGAUCGCAGAGGGAGGAAGCAGUUCUCGGCCGCCGCCACGCCCUGCCGUCAGGACUCGAACACGCUUCAGCAGAGCUGCUGCCACGGGGAGACCCGCAGGGUCUAGCGCGCGGCCGUCACCGCCUGCGGACGGGAGGUGCUGCCGCGGGCCGGGGCCGGGGGGCGCCUGUCCUGGGCCGAACUCUCCCACUGCUUCUUCACCAGGACGUACAGUCUCAUGGCCACCUGGGCGUCCUGAACCUAGGGGACCCAGAACACCACCGUGACUGCCCCAGCGGGCGACAGGCGCGGCGCACGCCACCCGAGCCCUUGAGCCGUACACGGCACGCCAAGGAGAGGGCCCAGCGGAGCAGCCGGCUAGGGACCGACCCCAGCUGGGCUCCGGCAGCCCGGGUGCCGGCCUGCGGGGAAGAAGGGACCGACGCGCUGCCUCGGGAGGCCUAUCAGACAGCAGCCACCCCGACGCAGGCAGACACGAGCGGGGCUCUGAGCAGAUGCUGCCGGGGGCCUGCGCUCCACGGGCCAGCAGCCUGGUGCCAGCACCCCCAACCCUGUCGCCGGGGCCCGUCUCCAAGGCCCGGGGGACAACCGGCCUGGGCCGCACGGUCCGUAAAGGCUUCAGUCUAGGUGGGGGACUUCUCCUAAGGCCUGCCUGCGGCGUGGCAGCUUUCCGUGGGCCCGUGUUAAGGAGCAGCACCCCAGAAGGUAACGGCCGCUCCGUAAGCCCUUUUAGGACCUGCGGCCUCCUAAAAAUGGGCUGUCUGGGCCCCGACAGAACGCCUUGGCCGCAAGGUCAGGGGUGGCCCCCAAUCCUGAGGACUGCCAGCCCAGGACACUCACCGAGCAGUGCUCUGCCUGCUGCACCCGGAGCCCCAGGAUUCUCUCUGCAAGCAGCUUCAGAGAUGGCCUUCCGCUCUGCCAGGGGACAGGGGACAGCACACAGCCACACUGGGGUGGAGUCACCUACUGAGCCCCGACCCCGGGACCUUCAAUGUGCCUUUCACCGGAAGUGGCCAGGGCACUGAGGGCACGUGACUCCGGCCUGCCCGCAGGGGCGGGGAGGGCGGCUUCCGCUCCCCGGCAGGGGGCCUCACCACGGAGAUGGGCCGGCUGGCCCGUGGUCACACUCACUUUUAAAGGGCAACAAUCACUAAAACUCUGGCGUUUUUGUUUUUUAACAUUUGUUUUCAGUUUCCAAAGUAAAAAGGCCACCCCACACCAAACCAAACCAAACCAAACCCCUCUACCCAGUAAGCAAGCGGGGCCUGGCGCUGAGCAGUGCGUGAGCAGCCGACAACUAGUUUACGUACCUUCACUUGACUCUUGAAAGGUUUGUAUUUCUGCGUGUCCCGAAUCUUCUUUUUUGGGUGAUCAAGAAACAGCACCUGGACAAAGAGAACACGGUGAUGGUCAGGGCGCUGUCGGUGCGCAGACGCGCCCCCUUUCUCCGACAGCCUCUCACAAGGAAGCCUAACGUGUAACACACGGGGAAGCAGGUACUGAUGUGAA